This is a messenger RNA of Neltuma alba, 1320 nucleotides long. RefSeq lists its product as uncharacterized. Bases 319 to 963 code for a protein of 214 amino acids. Gene Ontology annotation, biological process: regulation of asymmetric cell division. The transcript has 4 exons. NCBI's taxonomy places the organism in Eukaryota, Viridiplantae, Streptophyta, Magnoliopsida, Fabales, Fabaceae. The record is from RefSeq and is a predicted model, not a curated record.
CGUAUGAAUCAUUUAAAAAACCAUGAAGGGCAUGUAUCAGACGUGACAGAGAAGUAGAGACGCAACGUUUGGUUUUGGAAAACUGGCUGUUUGGUAUACAAUUUAAGGAUAUUAAUUAGAUUGAACCGUCCAUUUAUUGGUACUCGAAUUCAUUUUCUCUGGGGGACUGUAAGUUUAAUCUGAGUCUUGCUGAAGGGAGAUUCAUCGGCAUGUCGAGUGAUCCAUCGAUGAACAGCCAGCGCUAGUUUGAGAUAAGAGUUUUGUUACGAGGGAAAUUGAUAAUAAGUUGUUGGAAGAAGCUGGAAUCACAGGAAUUUCAUGGGCAGUGAAGAAUCAGGAAGUCAAAAGCACAAGAGGAAUAAGAGUUUUGUGAUAAGAGAGGUUCCAAUACAGCGGGCGAAGAUUAAUAAUGAUGCAGAAUGGAGCAGAGGGAAGAGCUUCUGUGAGAUGGAGAAGGCGAUGAUGAGUGACUAUGAUACCCCUGAGCUGGUGGUUUUCCUUCAGGAGGACAGAGGAGCGUCAGCAAAAGACAAGUGUGCGAUGGGAAACUGUGAAUGCUAUGAGGAAACGGCGGAGACAUUGUCUUGCUCCUCUGCUUCGAAAGUGUCAGACUCCACAUGUCGGAAUCCUCGCACCAACAAGUGUGGUUUCAGAAACUCGACGAUGAUGGUGGAAGGUGACCACCCCACUGAGGGCAGUGAGAAAGAAGAGGAGGUUGUGAGAUUAUUCGACAAGAAGCAGGAGGAGUGGUGUUCGUGCGGCAUAGGAACAUCAAUAAGGUGUGGCAGCGUGUCUGCGUCUCACGGGUCCAGUGACAGCAUGAGCAGCACCCACUCCUUUACUUUUCCCAUAUUGCAGAGAGAAUGGAGCGGAAGCCCCGUGAGGAUGGCGGAGCCUGACGCUGCCUCGGCGUCAAGAAGGCUUCGAUGGCGGAAGAUUCUGUGUCCCUGCUGCAAAUGUUGAUGAAUAAAAGGACUUAAAAUUGAGUAUGAAGAAAUAGGUGAGGAUGCAAGGCAGAAGGCAAAUGAGCCAUUCUAUAAAUGCUGCUAUAUAAUUAACACCAUAUUAUCGAGUCCUUUGUUUUUGAUGGAGAUAUAUGGCAGCUUUGGUUGCUGGCAGUUUCCCCAGUUAUCUUCAGAUUCAGUUCUAGCCCGACCAUAAUCACCCUAUACCCUUGUCAUCAUUCAUAUUUUUAUCUGUGUUGCUCUUGCCAACAACCCCUGCUCAUCACCAUAAAUCCAACGAAACCCUAUUCCCUAUUCGAGAUCAACAUUUUUGAGGGAAACCACUUGCCCUGUUGCCAUUUAUGCCACAUCCUAU